AUGACUGACAAAGUUGCCAUCAUCGGGUACGCUUGUCGACUACCUGGACAGGUGUCGACUCCAGAAGAUCUUUGGGAGCUAUGCACCCGUGGUCGAAAUGGGUGGUCAGAGAUGCCCAAGGACAGGUUUUCCUUCGACGCAUUUCAUCACCCAAACCCUUCAAAGCCUGGAACCUUCAACCCCAAGGGUGGCUAUUUUCUUUCCGACGACAUCUCUCGUUUCGACGCAUCUUUCUUCAACCUUACCGCCAAAGAAGCCAUUUCUCUGGACCCACAACAGCGACUCCUUCUGGAAUGUACAUUCGAGGCGUUCGAAAGUGCAGGUGUGCCCCGGGAACAGUUCGCUGGACGCAACGUCGGCGUCUACGUAGGCGGUAGUUUUUCCGACUAUGAGCUGAUGAACCUGAGGGACCUCGAAACCACGCCAAUGCAUCAGGCUACCGGCUGUGCCCAAGCGAUGCAGUCGAACCGUAUCUCUUACGCCUUCGACCUGCGAGGGCCCAGUAUGACUUUUGAUACCGCCUGCUCGAGCUCGCUCGUAGCUUUGCAUCAUGCUGUACGAAGCUUACAGUCUGGUGAGUCGACAGAAGCAAUUGUGGGUGGAAGUCAUCUCAAUAUCUUACCGGAUUACUUCGUUUCAAUGUCCACAUCUCAACUGUUCAAUGAUCAUGGAAAGACAUUUGCAUUCGACGAACGAGCUGAGUCAGGAUUUGCGAGGGGUGAAGGCGCCGGCGUUGUGCUCCUGAAACCCCUGGCUGCUGCGAUCCGUGAUCGCGAUCCAAUUCGAGCUGUUAUCUGCAACACAGGCACCAAUCAAGAUGGCCGGACCCAGGGCAUCACCAAUCCAAACGGGCAGGCGCAAAGAGAUAUCAUCAGAAAGGUCUAUCAAGAUGCUGGAUUAGACCCGCGCCUUUGUGGGUACGUUGAAAUGCAUGGUACCGGGACUAAGGUUGGAGAUCCGAUCGAGGCUUCUGCUGUGCACGAAGCUCUCUCAAUCCACCGAAGCCCUGAGGAUCCGUUGUACAUUGGUUCAGUCAAAUCAAAUGUCGGCCACUUGGAAGGAGCGAGCGGUGUCGUCUCGCUUAUCAAAGCAGCCAUGAUGCUAGACAAAGGUCUGGCCCUUCCCACCACCAACUUUCGCAAGGCAAAUCCCGCCAUUCCCAUGGAUGAAUGGAACAUGAAAGUUCUCACAACAACGAAACCAUGGCCACGGAACAAGAAGUAUGUUUCGAUCUCGAACUAUGGGUUUGGUGGCGCGAACGCACAUUGCGUGCUAGAGCGGCCACCAGUGGGCAGAGACGCAAGCUUGGAAGUCGAUCCAGACCAACUACCAGACCCGCUCACGAAGCUUUUCCUGGUUUCUGCAAACGAUAAAGAGUCUUUGCAGGGGCGGAUCAAGAACCUAGGCAUUUACUUCGAGCGGCGACCCGAAGCGUUCGAGAAGAUGCUUUAUUCGAACAUGGCCUUCACUCUCGGUUCGAGGACAUCAAAUCUCGCCUACAGGCUAGCGAUUCCAGCUUCAUCCUUGAGCAUGCUCACCCAGAAGUUUGCUCAGAUGACGCUCAACUGUCCCAAGGUGCUGAGAGAGCCAACACAGGCUUUUGUAUUUACCGGACAGGGUGCCCAGUGGGCGCAGAUGGGUAUGGGUCUUAUGGAUCAAUAUCCUAUCUUCGCAUCCGCGAUCAACAAAGCCAGCGAGUACCUCACAGAAAUUGGCGCCGACUUUUCGCUCCUGGAAGAGCUGCAAAAGCCAGCAAAGAUUUCUCGUGUCAACUCUCCGCACAUCAGCCAGCCUGCCUGCACAGCCAUCCAGAUAGGCUUGGUCAAUCUCUACGCAGCCUGGGGCAUCCGCCCUGCAUCCGUGAUAGGGCAUAGUUCAGGUGAAAUUGGAGCUGCCUAUGCCGCGGGAGCAUACGAUGCUGAUGCGGCUAUGGCACUAGCCUACCACCGAGGAAUGAUGACUUUGAAGUUGAAGGAGCUGUAUCCCACUCUGAGGGGUGGUAUGAUCGCCGUCGGCUAUGGCCCGGAGGCUAUCAAGCCAUACAUGGAGAGAAUCCAACCUGGAUACCUCACGAUUGCUUGUGUCAACAGCCCUACCAGUGUUACAAUCUCUGGCGAUGAGUCUGCCAUGGCUGAAUUGCAUGACCUUCUGGACGAGGACGACAUCUUCAAUCGUCAGCUCAAAAUCGACGUUGCGUAUCACUCGGAGCACAUGGCCCGUGUCUCGGAUUUGUACCUGGCCUCAAUCGCGGAUCGAACUCCUGCUACCAGUUUGACCGCCAAAUUCUACUCAUCGGUCUAUGGACGCGAGGUCGAUGCUUCGGAGCUCGGUCCCGAAUACUGGAUCAAGAACCUCGUGUCAACUGUGCUGUUCUCCGACGCACUUGCGCCGAUGUGCUCAAGUGAGAGUAGGCCGGACCAUCUGAUCGAACUGGGACCGCACUCUACUCUGAAAGGACCUAUCAAGGAUAUCUUGAAAACCCUCGGAUCUUCAGCCACCAAGAUUGGCUACUCGUCCAGCCUCCUCCGGAAUGUCAACGCCGUAGAAUCGGUGAUGGAGGUUGCAGGCGCGGUGUAUGCCAAAGGCACUACUCUUGAUAUGAUCGCGAUCAAUUUCCCUGCCACCGGGGCCAAGCAUAACUAUCUGGUGCAAGAUCUACCCAGGUAUCCAUGGCAGCAUUCCGCUUCAUAUUGGCACGAAGCUCGUAUUCCGCAAAAGCAUCUCACUAGGUCGGGCAAGAGAAACGAUGUACUUGGCGUACUUGCCAACUACUCGAACGAUCUCGAACCCACAUGGAGAAACAUCAUCCGCCUAGAUGACGUCCCGUGGUUGCGACACCACAAGAUGCAAGGGAUACCAGUUUUCCCCAUAGCGGGUUACCUGUCAAUGGCAGUGGAAGCUGCCCAACAACGCGCAGAUGAUCGCAACACGACCUUCGACAGCUUUGAGCUUCGUGAGGUAGUAGUCGGCGCCGCUCUGGUUCUCAAUGAUGGCUCUGACACGGAAACAACAAUCACCCUUCGACCCUUCAGUGACGCGUCGAGAGGUCAAUCCGACAGCUGGGACGAGUUCAAGAUCUGCUCGUGGGAAUCGAAGCGUGGCUGGGCAGAGCACUGCCGAGGUCUCGUUCGCGUUCAAGAUUCAGGAAAAGACAGAGGCCGUUCGGUAGCCGCAGAUCCGAUGAUGCAGGAGGACUUCAUCAAGAGACAGUCUUCCAGCGUCGAAGCCCAAGCAACGCGUCGGGUCGACGAGACGGACAUGUACGCCAAACUUAGUGCUGUGGGUGCUGGUUACGGUACCACGUUCCAGGGACUGAAAGAGUGUUACAUUGGAACCGAACACUGUCGAGGUGAUAUCGUCGUGCAGGACACUCGUAGUCUCAUGCCAAAGGAGUUCGAGUCCGACCUAGUCAUACACCCAUCUCUUCUCGACAUCUUCCUACACCUGACGUGGCCCAUCCUUGGUGCAGCAGGAGACCAAUUCGACACCUUGUACAUGCCCACAUUGGUACGGUCGGUCAAGAUUGACCGCGAUAUCAUCAAGGUCCCCGGCGAGCAUCUAUCUGUGUGGUGUGUUGGCAGUCCCGAUUUGGGCAACCCUAAGCCGACCACGUUUGAGAUUUGCGCGACCCGGCCAGGAAACUUGGGCAAGCCAGUCAUCAAGUUCGAUGGCUUUGUCAUGACGCCCAUCAGGGGAGCUGGUGCUUCCGGUGAUGCAGACACGGAAAAGGUUUGCUUCAAACUUACCACGCAACCGUUUGAAGCUGGCCCGAUCCCGGUCGAAAAGAUGGAGUCCAAUGGUCACCGAGCGAAUGGUCACCAAGCCAAUGGAUCGAACGGACUUGUAGAGACAGAGGAUGGGCAGGCCGAAACAGGAUCUGGAGUACGCACGCCUGUCGAGAAGCCUGAUAUUUCGAUCAUCCUGUUUGGCGAGAGCCCGAGUGUCGCGAGCGAUUUGGCUGAGGCGAUCGAUGUCGCCACAGGUUCGCGCCCACCGAUCUUCAAACUCGGCGAGACAGAUUGUAAGGAUAAGCGAAUCGUUCUCCUCGAGACUGGAGACAAGUCCUUGCGGACUGCUACUGCAUCAGAGUUCGAGAGUCUCAAAGAAAUCCUUCUACAUGCAGCCAAGACUGUGUGGGUGUACUCCCGAGAUACGCCGGAGUCGGCCAUGAGCGUCGGUAUGGCACGAUCGAUACGUUCAGAGAACAUGUCGCAUAUCGCAACUCUCGGUGUCGAAUCUACUGAGCUGAACUCCAGCUGGCCUUCCAAGUCGAUCAUGCGCACUCUUGAUGCUCUGUGGCUUACCGAGCACGUGGAACCCAUCAACGAUAUGGAGUUCGUGGCCACCGAUGGUAAGCUGUAUGUCCAGCGGAUAGAAGAGGACCGCUCUAUGAACGACUUCAUCAGCAACGAGACAGAUGGAUCGGUACUCGAGAAGCAACCAUACAAGCAGGAAGACCGAAGACUGCAACUCCAGAUCGGCAGCUAUGGUUCUCUCAACACCAUUCAUUGGGUCGAUGAUGUGCCGGAAAAGUUGAAGGAUUUCGAGAUUGAGAUUGAGGUCAAGGCUACUGGCGUCAACUUCAAGGAUGUGGUGGUCUGCAUGGGCCAAGUCAGUCAGCCAUACAUUGGUGUCGAAUGCAGUGGCAUUGUCUCCGCUGUAGGAAGUAAAGUUUCCCAUCUUCGAGUUGGGCAGAGAGUUAUGGCCAUGACAGAGGGCGCUUACUCCACCUACGCACGAUGCCUCGGCACUAGUGGAGUCCCUAUCCACGACACAAUGACGUUCGAGCAGGCAGCCACUAUCCCAGUAGUCUUCUGCACUGCUUACUACGGCCUGUUUGACCUCGGAAGAAUGACCAGGGGCGAGAAAGUGCUGAUCCACGCCGCUGCCGGUGGUGUUGGACAGGCUGCCAUUAUGCUCGCGCAGAUGGUUGGCGCAGAGAUCUUUGCCACGGUUGGAAGUCAGGACAAGAAACAGUUCUUGAUCGAUACAUACUCUAUCCCCGAGGACAGGAUCUUCUACAGCCGCGACACAUCCUUCGGAGCGGACAUCCGGAGAGCGACCGACGGCGCUGGUGUCGACAUCGUCCUGAACUCUCUGGCCGGCGACAUACUCAGAGAGACCUGGGACACCUUGGCACCGUUCGGACGAUUCAUCGAAAUCGGCAAAGCUGAUAUCACAAGGAACAGUCGCCUGGACAUGUUGAAGUUCGAGUACAACUGUACUUUCGCUUCAGUCGAUUUGACCAAGGUCGCUGCAUACAAGCCGCAGCUCAUGCAACGUCUGCUUGCGGACGUGACCUACUUGAUGAGCAAGGGCAUUCUUUCACCUAUCUCACCGAUCAAGUCAUACCCUAUCUCCGAGACCGAAUUGGCGUUCCGCGCUUUGCAAAGCGGAAAGGCUAUGGGCAAGUUGGUGGUGGUUCCCCAUGCAGACGAUCAGAUUCUCGCGUCAAAGGCGAAGGUUCGCGACAUCCUCUUCCGGCCAGAUGCGACAUACAUCAUCGUUGGAGGUACUGGUGGCCUCGGUCGUAGCCUUACCAAGUGGAUGUCGAUGAAGGGCGCCCGCAACAUUGUAUUGACUUCUCGGAGUGCUGCAGUCAACCCCCGCAUUCAGGCGCUUACCGAUCAGCUUGCACCGAGUGGUACGAACAUCCUUGUUUGUGCCUGCGAUGUCUCAAACGAAGAAUCUCUUGAGAAGCUGGUGAACGAGGACUUGAAAGACUUGCCACCAAUCCGGGGUGUUGUGCAUGGAGCCAUGGUUCUACGUGACAUGCUGUUCGAACAGAUGACGCAAGAAGACUUCCACGCCGUCACUACCUGCAAGGUUGAAGGUGCUCUCAACCUCCACAAGGUCUUGUCCUCUUCGCCGCUCGAUUUCUUCGUGGCUCUCUCCUCCGUCGCUGGCGUGGUCGGCAAUCGAGGUCAAGCAGCCUACUCCGCGGCCAACGUCUUCCUCGAUCAAUUUAUGGCAUUCCGACGCAAACAAGAUCUGCCAGGCACAUCCAUCGACUUGGCAGCUGUCUCAAACAUCGGUUACCUUGCUGAUGGCAGCGAUGCCCGCCGCGAAGAAGUGCUCAAGAACAUCGGCGGUCAAACCAUCGACGAAUCCAAGGUCUUGGCCCUGUUCGCUGCCGCUGUCACCGGCAAGAUGAACGAGUCUUGCCAAGGUCAAUGCAUCACGGGACUGGAUACGUCAGACGACUCCAGCUUCUGGCUGUCUGAUGAAAAGUUCGCUGUCUUACGCGAAGCUGUACAGGCCGCAUCGGGAACUGGCGGGUCGUCGAGUACUGCUACCGUCGCGUUGUCCAAGGUCUUGCGAACAGCAGCGUCCAAAGAGGAUGCGAAACAGGCGCUCUAUGUCGCGCUCGCCGAGAAGAUCGCGGCCAUUCUGGUCCUCCCCGCAGACGCAAUUGAGCCCUCGCAAACGUUGAAGAAUCUAGGGUUGGACAGCCUCGUCGCGAUCGAGCUUCGCAACUGGAUUACGCGCGAGACGGAGAUUAACGUGCAGGUGUUGGAACUGUUGAGCAGCGGAAGCAUCAUGAACUUGGUUGAGCUGGUGUUGAAGAAGAUGGGGUUGUUAGAGUAGUGCGCCCAGUAGUCAAUGAUU
Molecule: messenger RNA, 6609 nt
Organism: Dothidotthia symphoricarpi CBS 119687
Lineage: Eukaryota; Fungi; Ascomycota; Dothideomycetes; Pleosporales; Dothidotthiaceae
Product: polyketide synthase
Exons: 3
Coding region: 1-6588 (2195 amino acids)
Biological process (GO): secondary metabolite biosynthetic process; fatty acid biosynthetic process
Molecular function (GO): fatty acid synthase activity; phosphopantetheine binding; 3-oxoacyl-[acyl-carrier-protein] synthase activity
Source: RefSeq, a predicted model, not a curated record